This is a messenger RNA of Nerophis lumbriciformis (worm pipefish), 4317 nucleotides long. RefSeq names its product FLII actin remodeling protein (gene flii). Gene Ontology annotation, biological process: myofibril assembly; actin polymerization or depolymerization; actin filament severing. Gene Ontology annotation, cellular component: nucleus; cytoplasm; actin cytoskeleton. Lineage: Eukaryota; Metazoa; Chordata; Actinopteri; Syngnathiformes; Syngnathidae. The record is from RefSeq and is a predicted model, not a curated record. Gene Ontology annotation, molecular function: phosphatidylinositol-4,5-bisphosphate binding; actin filament binding.
CCAAAAUAGACCGAGGAGAUUGUGCAGCAGGUGACGUCACCGAGCAGAAAUGGCUGCCACCGGAGUUCUUCCCUUUAUAAGAGGGGUAGACCUUAGUGGGAACGACUUUAAAGGUGGGUAUUUCCCAGAACAUGUCAAAUCCAUGAGCAGCUUGCGAUGGCUCAAACUGAACAGGACUGGGCUGUGUUACCUCCCAGAGGAGCUUUCCUCUCUGCAGAAGCUGGAGCAUCUAUCAGUGAGCCACAACAGCUUGACCACCUUGCAUGGGGAGCUGGCCAGUUUGCCAAACCUGAGGGCUGUGGUUGCACGUGCCAACAACCUAAAAAACUCUGGCGUCCCUGAUGACAUCUUUCAGCUUGAGGACCUGUCUGUGCUGGAUUUGAGCUACAAUCAGCUGACAGAGAUCCCCAGGGACCUUGAGAACAGCCGGAACAUGCUGGUGCUCAAUCUGAGCCACAAUAGCAUCGAUUUAAUUCCCAACCAGCUGUUCAUUAACCUGACAGACCUGCUGUAUCUGGACCUCAGUGACAACAAGCUGGACAGCCUGCCUCCCCAGAUGAGACGCCUGGUCCACUUGCAGACCCUCAUCCUAAAUAACAACCCACUGAUGCAUGCCCAGUUGCGCCAGUUGCCUGCCAUGGUGGCGCUACAAACUCUCCACCUGAGGAAUACCCAGAGAACACAGAGCAACAUGCCCACAAGCCUGGAGGGUCUCCUGCAGUUGGCAGAUGUUGACCUGUCCUGUAAUGACCUGACUCGGGUGCCUGAGUGCCUCUACACACUGGGAAAUUUGAAAAGACUCAACCUGAGUAGUAAUCAGAUCUCAGAACUGUCGCUGUGCAUUGACCAGUGGACCCAACUUGAGACACUCAACCUUAGCCGGAACCAGCUCACCUCAUUGCCUUCGGCGAUCUGUAAACUGCCAAAACUGAAAAAGCUGUAUGUGAACUCCAACAAACUGGACUUUGACGGGGUGCCACCUGGUGUGGGCAAACUAUCCAAUCUCGUUGAGUUUAUGGCUGCCAACAACAACCUGGAACUCAUCCCUGAGGGACUCUGUAGGUGUGGCAACCUGAAGAAGCUAGUGCUGAACAAAAACCGCCUAGUGACACUGCCAGAGGCCAUUCAUUUCCUGACCGACUUAGAGAUUCUGGAUGUGCGUGAGAACCCCAACCUGGUGAUGCCUCCAAAACCAGUAGACCGAGCAGCAGAGUGGUACAACAUUGACUUCUCCCUGCCAAACCAGUUGCGACUAGCUGGGGCCUCGCCUGCCACUGUCGCCGCUGCUGGAGGAGGGGCCAGCCCCAGAGAUCCCCUGGCGAGAAAGAUGAGGCUAAGAAGGAGAAAGGACUGCUCUCAGGAUGAUCAGGCCCAGCAGGUGUUGAAGGGCAUGAGUGAUGUUGCACAGGAAAAGAAGAACAUGGAGGAAAAUGGAGAUUUGAAAUAUGGAGUUCUUAAAGUAAGGCGAUGGGAUCAGGGUCUGGAGAAGCCUCAACUGGACUAUUCUGAGUUCUUUAUGGACGAUGCGGGCCAGUUGCCAGGCGUGAGCGUGUGGCAAAUAGAGAAUUUUGUUCCUAUGCAAGUGGAUGAAACUUUCCAUAGCAAGUUUUACGAGGCAGACUGCUACAUUGUCCUCAAGACAUAUUUGGAUGACAAUGGAGCGCUGACCUGGCAGAUCUUCUACUGGAUUGGCCAGGAAGCCACGCUGGACAAAAAGGCCGGCGCUGCCAUCCAUGCCGUCAACCUCAGGAAUCUUCUUGGAGCAGAGUGCAGGACUAUAAGGGAAGAGAUGGGAGAUGAAAGCGAGGAGUUUAGUGCCGUAUUCAACAAUGAGAUCUCAUACAUCGAAGGAGGCACUGCCAGUGGAUUCUACACGGUCGAGGACACACACUAUCCUGUCAGGCUAUACAGAGUUUAUGGCAAGAAAAACAUCCGACUUGAGUCUGUCCCUGUGAAAUCCUGCUCCCUUGAUCCACGCUAUGUUUUUCUACUGGACACCGGACUGGACAUUUUUAUCUGGAGAGGAGCAAACGCUACGCUGAGCAGCACCACAAAGGCCAGGUUAUUUGCAGAGAAGAUCAAUAAAAACGAGCGCAAAGGGAAGGCAGAGAUCACAACUUUAAUGCAAAAGCAGGAGCCUCCAAAUUUCUGGGAAAUACUGGGUGGACAACCAGAGGCGAUUAAGAAACACGUACCAGAUGACUUCUCUCCUGUCAGGCCUAAACUAUACAAGGUGGGUUUGGGCCUGGGCUACCUGGAGCUGCCUCAGAUCAACUACAAGCUUUCUGUGGAGCACAAAAACCACAAGAUCAAACUGGACACGCUGCCAGAGCUCCGACUGCUGCAGACGCUGCUCGACACCAAGGGCGUGUACAUCCUCGACUGCUGGUCCGACGUCUUCAUUUGGAUCGGGAGGAAGUCUCCCCGACUUGUCCGAGCCGCUGCUUUAAAACUGGGUCAGGAGAUCUGCUCCAUGCUGCACCGGCCAAAACACGCAUGUGUCACCCGAAACCUGGAAGGCACCGAAUGCCAGGUGUAUAAGUCCAAGUUCAAGAACUGGGACGACGUGCUGCAGGUGGACUACACCAGAGCUGCGGAGACCGUGCAGCAGAAGGACAACCUUCAAGGCAAGGUGAAAAAGGAUGCAGAGAAGAAAGAUCAGAUGAAAGCUGACCUCACAGCUCUCUUCCUUCCCAGGCAGCCAGCCAUGCCUCUUACUGAGGCUGAGCCGCUGAUGGAGGAGUGGAACGAGGACCUGGACGGCAUGGAAGGAUUUGUGUUGGAGAGCAAAAAGUUUGCUCGUCUACCAGAGGAAGAGUUUGGACACUUCUUCACACAAGAUUGCUACGUGUUCCUCUGCAGGUACUGGGUUCCUGUGGAGUACGAGGACGAGGAGGAGAAGAAAGAGGGCGAAGGCAAGGAGGUGGAGGAGGACAAGCAGCCUGAGGAAGACUUCCAGUGUGUGGUGUACUUCUGGCAGGGCCGGCAAGCUUCCAACAUGGGCUGGCUCACCUUCACCUUCUCCCUGCAGAAGAAGUUUGAGAGCCUCUUCCCGGGCAAACUGAAGGUGGUGCGUAUGACGCAGCAGCAGGAGAACCUCAAGUUCCUGUCCCACUUCAAGAGGAAGUUUAUCAUCCACAAAGGGAAGAGGAAACAGAAGACGGACUCAGCCCAGCCGUCCCUCUAUCACAUUCGCACCAACGGCAGUGCACUCUGCACCAGGACCAUCCAGAUCGCCACAGAUUCAGCCAAUCUCAACUCAGAGUUUUGCUUUAUUCUCAAAGUUCCCUUUGAGAGCACAGACAACCAGGGCAUCGUCUACACCUGGGUGGGACGAGCUGCCGACCCGGACGAAGCCAAGCUGGCCGAGGACGUCAUGAACCGCAUGUUUGAUGACACCUACAGCAAACAGGUCAUUAACGAGGGGGAGGAGCCUGAGAACUUCUUCUGGGUUGGCAUCGGCGCUCAGAAGGAAUACGAUGAAGACGCAGACUACAUGAAAUAUGCUCGUCUCUUCAGGUGUUCUAACGAGAAAGGUUAUUUCUCCGUGUCAGAGAAGUGCUCCGACUUCUGCCAGGACGACUUGGCGGACGACGACAUCAUGUUGUUGGACAACGGCAAUGAGGUGUACAUGUGGGUGGGUACUCAGACCAGCCAGGUGGAGAUCAAACUGAGUCUGAAAGCAUGUCAGGUCUACAUCCAACACAUGCGCUCCAAAGAAAGCCAGCAGCCCAGAAAACUGCGACUAGUCCGCAAAGGUAACGAGCCACACUGCUUCACUCGCUGCUUCCACGCCUGGGGGGCCUUCAAAACGCCGCCAGCAUAGUUUGAGCAGCCGCCAACAAGCUUUAGUAGAAGUUUGCACUGUGCAGGAAGUCUAGUGUGUGCAGACACAUCAUACAUGCUGAGUGAUAGUUUUGCACAGCUUAUCUGAAGCCAACUUCUUCUUUGAAAACUGCCAUUGCUCUUUUGUGGAAUGUUUCUUCUCGACAUAUUUGAUACUUCAUAUCACAAAUGUGCAAUCAUCACAAGCUGGGAGUCAAACAUCUCUCUCUUCACACUGAGCGGCUUUUUCUGGCGCUUUGCAAAGAUUUUACAGGUUUGAAAUCCAUAUUUUCUGAAGACGAAAAAAGUCAUUUAAUGGGAGAUGAUAUCAAGAGACAUAUCCUCAUAAUGAAAUUGUAAGAGAUUCUUCAUGUCAUAUCUAUUUUUGUGUCUUUCCUUUGUGGCGUGUGCCUCAACACACAUGCUUCUACCACUUGCAGAUGCUUUAUUUAUCUAUUUUAUAUUAAAGAGGAAAACAAAUCUCACCACAUA